AUGGGGAUAUCAGGGAGGAACAAUGUGCCCAGGCCACCCCGCAGUUCAUCGCUGCCCCAGGCACUAAACCGGGCCCCGGACAUUGACGACCACGGCGACAAAGCUGCUGUGCCGUCCAGCAGCAAUGCCUCGCCGGUGUCCACGCUGUUGCGAACUGGCCGUUUAAUAAAGAAUGGGCUGCGGGUCCUGUCGGAGUCCCAAUCCUUCAACGCCAGCUACAACCGUCGUCGCGAAGUGAUUAAUGACCUAUGUGCUGAUCUCGACAUCACCGAUAGCGACACGGAUGACAUUCAUGACGUUACAGACAUUGAUCACCAUUUGCAUUCAACACACUUAAUCGAUGGACCGUUAGGACAAACGUCCGAACCGGUUUCUUCAUCCUGCCACCGAGCUCUGGCCACCCCUGAGAUUCUUUACGAAAUUUUUGAGCAGCUUGAUGCACUAAACACCGUCCCGCAUGAAUUCAGUCAAAGACGACGCAAGCCAAUGUCUCUUAGGCAUGCCCAGCUUAUUUAUGGCGAUACUCAAAAGGCCGUCGACGUUUGGGAACACUCCCAAGGCAAGGCGCCAUGUACGAACGAGUAUGCUCCAGCAAUGGGCCUAUACAACUGUUUACUGGUUAAUCAAAUGUGGUAUAUUAUGUCGAAAAAAGUUUUGGAAAAGAGAACUCACUUCAGAGACGGCCAUCGCUGGCGGCAGUUCGUCCAGUCGGUGGUCAAGAAAGAAUACAACCAGGUUCGCAAACCAACCAUGCUGAUUCUGCAUAAACUGACCGAUUCCAAGCAGAUUGAAAUCGAGCAGAUGGGCUCUGCUCUUGGCGGCAAUCUCGAGUGGCUCGAGUUUUACACCUGCCCGGGCAUUGCCCCCACAGUCAGUCUUCUCCAAGGCAGCCGACUAACGAAGAUUGUACUACCCGGCUGUAGUCGAGUUACCGACCGCACGCUAUAUCAUAUUGCAGACAAAUGCCCCAGACUCGAAUAUCUUGAUCUGCGGGCCUGUGAGCAGGUCUCCGACAAAGGACUGAAAAUAAUCGCCAAGUACUGCCCAAAUCUUACUCUUAUCAACGUCGGGAGAACGAGUGGUGGCGAGCUUGUUACUUACAAGGGUAUCAAGCACCUUGCCCGGCAAACCCAGGUCAACACCCUCGGUCUUGCUGGCUGCGAGAUUGACGACCGUGCGAUCUGGGAGCUCGCACUGAACAGAGGAGUGCAUCUCCAGCGUCUCUCUCUAAACAAUUGUCGACUUUUGACGGACGCAUCUGUGCCUCGGAUCCUCAGCUACACUCCCAACCUGAGCGUCUUGGAGAUACGCGGCUGCACACAAAUUACCCACAUGCGACCGCUAGCUUUAUUUAAGCGGUAUCGCGAACGACAGGGCCACCCCCCACUAAUCGAAGGAUGUGAAAUCGUCGAACGACGGAUGCAAAUUGCCCUCAAUCGAUUGCGACAAGAAGUCUCUCGCCGCAUUCUGGCCGACUGUCAGGAAUGGGUUAAUAGCGCCGAUUAA
Molecule: messenger RNA, 1506 nt
Organism: Wickerhamiella sorbophila
Lineage: Eukaryota; Fungi; Ascomycota; Dipodascomycetes; Dipodascales; Trichomonascaceae
Product: Antagonist of mitotic exit network protein 1
Exons: 1
Coding region: 1-1506 (501 amino acids)
Biological process (GO): SCF-dependent proteasomal ubiquitin-dependent protein catabolic process
Cellular component (GO): SCF ubiquitin ligase complex
Source: RefSeq, a predicted model, not a curated record